CAACUCAACUCACCUCUCUUCUCUUUGGAGCUUGGAGGCCUUCAUCCUAGAUGCUUUAGGCAGCCUAGGAGGUGUAGAAAGGUUAGGGGGAGAGUGAGGAGGAGUCGGGGGAAGUGCCGGGCUUGUCGGCGCUCUUCUCCGCUUGUACCUCGAUGGAUGCUUAUUCGGUUGUAAGUGAUUAGAGUUUCGUUGUAAGUUAUUAUUUUUGCCUUAUAUAAGUUGAGUGUAUGCGUAAGAGUAGCAUUUGAUUCUAAUUUAAGACCCCGGAUAGAAAAGGCUAGUCUUGGCCAGGGCUAGGAUUAGUAGGUAAUAGCGUAGACGUGUUGUCUAGGUUAGACUAUACCACUCAGUUGUCUGGUACUCCCACAGUUUGUAGAGGUAGCUGGCAGAUGGUGACAGCCCUGUUCGAACCCUAGUAAUCCUCCAUGUUUGGAUAUUGGAUAGAGCAUUAUUAUUGGAGAUAUCGGCUUGUUUAAACCGGUCGAAACCAGUAGCUCGAAGUAUAAUGGCGAAGUAUCUCUUCCUCUAAAUACAGAUUCUAAAUCUUAGAAAGUCCUCUCUGUUCUACCCCUUUUGCACCAGUGUGUGUGUCAUUGGAUGAGCCUGAACCCGUAGAUAGUGUACUCAUGUUCCUCAGUGAAUACGAUACCCUGGAAUACUCCUCGAUGAAAGCUACAGCGGUAUCCUUGCGCUUGCAGAUUUUAUUUAUGACGUUACAAAGUAUCAACAAGAUUUCUAGCGUGGUUGCUGAGUAAUGGUAGCUACAUUAUCUUCGGACUCAAUCAUCCUUGUAUCUUAUUCUUUUUCUUUGAUUCUACCUCAACCCCCGUUAUCCAUGGAGCAACUAUCCAUUCAAUAGCUCUCUUCACCCAAGAGCGAGUUCUAUGAGCCAGCGCCUCCCGCUGACCCAAUUCUUUCCACCAGCUAUGAACUCGCUCAGGCUUUAUAGCCUUAGUUCAGGAAAAUUCCUUUUCAGGAAUGGAUUGUGAAAAUCCCUACCAUUAUCUGCGUGAAUUUGAGCAAGUGUGCUCAUGCUUGAAAAUUUCAGGCAUGACACACGAAACUCUUAAAUGGAAGUUGUUUCCUUUAUCUCUUUCGGAGGAGGCAAAACAAUGGUACAUUUGUGUCAUAGAUGUGUGAACAGAAGUUGGAUUGAACUUCGCAACAGAUUAUGUUCUGCGUUCUUCCCACUUUCGCGAAUUGUGCCGUACGAACAUAAAUUUUAACUUUUCGUCAGAAUGAUAAGGCACUGACUUGUCAUUACCCGAGCAUUUAUUGCUCCUGUAUUUUUAUGAUGGUCUUGACAAGGAGUCUGCACACCAUCUCGACCUCACUUCUAGAGGAUCUUUUGCUCAUCUUACCCCAUCCGAAGGUAGGGAAGUCUUUAAUAAAAUUUUGGACAGAACCUCUUUCGUUUGUAUCCACAAGCCAGUUCCAACAGAACCCGAGAUGUGUCAUGAGAAACCUUUAGAGAUUGGAUUGGAACAUUUAGAAAACCAAUCAGUAGAUUCAACUCCUAAGGACUCUCCUGAACUUAAACCCGAAACACCAGAGGAAGUGGAUUUCGAAGAUUUCGGCAACACCUCAAGAUAAUUCUGUUAGAAGCGACCAUCGAUCCCUGUCACUCCUACGAUCCCUUAGAUGAAAACUAUCUUCGGGAGACAAUUCAAGAGUUGACAAUGUUGAUAAGCAACGAUUGGCUGCAGGAAGGAGAGUCAUCUUUUACCCUAAUUCAUCUUAACUCCUCUUCCUCGUCAUUCCGUUGUCGUCUACGAGAUCAAGAUGUGGACGCUCUCUACAAUCCUACUGUCAGAGCUAAUCUCAUGUCAAAUUAGUUUGCUUUAGCCUUUUUGGGCAACAACAAGCUCCCUACGACAAAUAGACAGCUCAAGAGACCAUCAGGUUCUCUUACAAGCAGCUAUGGGAUACUCACUGAUGUGCCAUUUUGGCACGAUGACGUUAAGGUCCGACUGAACUUUCAUGUCUUCGAAGAUCUCAACUUUGAUUUUGUGAUAUGGCAUCCCCUUAAAGAUCUCUUUAAGGAUGUUCCUAAAGAUGGAUUCCUAACCAUCAAGUUAAGGAAGGACACUCACCAUAUCCCCAUGGAUCGAUCAUUAAAAUUCUCAGUGGAGGAUCCCCCUACUCCAGAGUUAAUAGAAGAAAUCAUGGCCACUUCCACUUUCGAGUCUUUCGACUCAAACCUCAAGGAGGAUAUUGAGGAGAUUUCAGAAUAAGUCAUUGAGGCAGAUGAAGACUCUGAUGAGACUUUUGAACUGCCCGAGACCGAAAAGCCAUCACGACCUCUGAUUGAGCUGAAGCCUUUACCUUCUGGGCUUAGAUAUGCUUUCCUAAAUAGCGAUGUAGAGUCUCCAGUGAUCAUUAGUGACAAACCCUCAGAAGAGGAGACACACAUGCUCAUCGUCGUCUUAGAAAAGCACCAAUCAGUCUUAGGCUAUACCUUACAAGACCUCAAGGGCAUCCGUCCCGCUCUUUGCACUCACCGAAUCCUUUUGAAUCCCGAAAUAGCACCUUCUAGGGAACCCCAUAGAAGAUUGAACAAUGCUAUGAGGGAGGUAGUGAAGAAAGAUGAUGAGGACAUCACUAUGCUGGACACGCUCUUGCCAUGGUCUUCCCCAAGUUACAAGUCAUCGUCAACUCGGUCAUCGCGUUCGUCUCAGAUUCAGCCGACACCCCUGCACAGUUUCGGUGAUAUCUCCCUCAUAUGGCGUCCAAAUGAGUUGAUCUUGGAUGCGUUGGAAUCGUGACGAUGAGAAGCUUCUUUUGGUUCUGGUCCCAGAUUUAGAAACCUCAUGGAUAAUUCCGUGUGACCAUGGAAAUAUGCUGUGUCACCUAUUUUGGGCCUUCUCAGGCUUUGUAUCGUGUUGGGCCUUAAGCCCAUGUUGUGGGCGCCCCCCACCUAGUCACCUCCAACCCUAGGUCGCCCCUAAUCACUAAAACUCAGUAGCCUCCACUGUUUAGACUCAGAUUUUGUUUAGUUCUUGUGUUUUCCAUAGAGGAACAUAGACAGCAUCGUUGUAUCUGUGGCGACAAAUCCUUAUACAUUGAUCCAGGGCCCCCGUUCUUGAUCUCCUCCACUGUGUUGAUUAGUCCUUUGGAAUUGAGUUCUUGAACCCCUUUUGUGAUUCGCUUCAUCCAUAUUUGCAAUAUUAGAUUAUCAGAUUGUGUGUUUGCAUCUUCUUGCUUGUGUCCUUCGAUUCGUUUGCAGGAAAAGCCUUCUCGGCGAGGUCAAUCAAGUUGUGCUUGGUUGAUAACCAAUGGAGUAGUGGUGUAGCGGUUGCAGGGUUCGAAUCUUGCCGAUUUGAAACUAGAUCAUCAACAUCGAGUUCUCCACCAAUCGAACAUACCUUUACCUCUCGGAAGAUCGGGCCUAGUCCUCAUACAGUGGAAUCAGAGCUGGACCCUUGUUUAAGGGGGCGGGAAUGAUGCGGACAUCCUCCACUAUUACCCGCUGGCAAAGACGCAACAAAAAAAUGGGCCAAGUGGCCCAGUUGUAGUCGGGCGGCAACCGUGUGAGCCUUUGAAUAAUCCCACCUUGCUUAGCUUGGGAGGAGAAAGCCACCUUAAAAGAGAGAGUCAUUCUUCCCCUAUAAGACUAGUCUUUUAGGGAGAUUGGGCCUUUCUUCGAGUGAGUGUGCACUAAGAACUGUUGGGAUCUGGGCAACCUUAAUUUAUUGGGCCUCGGCCAACCCCACCUAGGCCAGAUGUAUCAUUUGGCAAAAAGAUUAAAAACAAGUGCAUAGAGUGUUGUUUUGCUUGUUCUUUGAGCUUUAUCCACCGUCUUUUGAUCCUACUUGUUGUGCUACGCCUAGGACACAUCUUAGCCAGCAAUUGUGACUUGUACUUUGGAUACUUAUUGAACUUUGCUGCUCUGCAUUCGUUAUUUACUACUCCUUGCUACAUAUUGUGCCUAUCCCACAGCUCCACUUAUACUUUGGUCAGUAUAGGUUCAUCUUGCAACUGUUACGCCCAGCUCGACAAUAGAUUGUACUAUCCUAUUUAGCUUUGGUAAGAACACUUGCAAAAUGGUGGUAAGCUGCUUGAGAUUUUGCACCCCACUUUCACCACCACCCAGUAGUUGUUAGUUGAUAGGGAUAAUACCUCGGUGUUGUCUUUUGCUAUCUUCUAACCAUGACAGGGUCAGGAAAACAAGGGGAGUCUCCCUUGGACUUCAACAAAUGUUUCUCCAAGGAUGAGCUUAAGAAACUUGUUGAUGACCAGCGCCCCCUACAUCGACGCAAUGGAUUGGUCACCCGGAUUGAGCAUGUUGAACAACACCCCCCCCCCCCGACAGCGACACCAACGCCAACCUCAUGAUGGUGAUGAGGACGAGGAUGAGGAUGCCAUCCUUGAUGACGAUCAGGAUCGUGAUGCGUACCGUCUUCGGCGCAAUCGUCAAGGCAGAACGGAAAGUACAGGGACGCCGCAAAGACCAACUUUCUUUUAAGUCCAACAUUGGGAGAUCAUUUCUGCAGCAUUCCGAUGUUGAGAAGCCCAAGGCGCCUGUUGCUAAGCCACCAACAACAACACCAGCUCCUACGCCCGCUUCUGAGGUAAGCAAUGUGUCUAGUGUGCAGAUCCAGCCACACAAGAAGCAUACUACUUUGGAAAAGGGUCCAAGUACUCGCACUUUCAUCGCUGCACCUGAUGGUAAUGGAUAUGUAAGUACUAGUGAUGUUGAAGAUGAUUUGGUUAUUGCAGCUAACAGUGUUGUAGAUUCGGAGGACGAUAAGGGUGAGGCAAUUGAUUCCGUGGCUACAAAGGGGGAUCUUCCUAGUCUUCUUGUGCAGUGUGUGCUGAGUUCUAAAGCGGAACAUGAGGAUGGGGAGAAGCUCCAAUGCACGAAUUUGUUCCACAUGUUUCUCAAAGUCAAGGAUUACGGUGUUCUCACCAUAAUUGAUAGCGGGAGUUGUAGCAACUUGGUAUGGAGGAUAUGAAGGCAAACCUGCUUCUCAUAUUUUGCUAAGUCGAAGAUUGGAUCC
Molecule: messenger RNA, 5000 nt
Organism: Panicum virgatum (switchgrass)
Lineage: Eukaryota; Viridiplantae; Streptophyta; Magnoliopsida; Poales; Poaceae
Exons: 3
Coding region: 4332-4955 (207 amino acids)
Source: RefSeq, a predicted model, not a curated record